CCGGGACAGCGCGGCGGGCAUGGCAGAGAUGCGGCCGGGGCCAGUGGUUGGGAAACAGCUCAACGAGCUGCCCGACCACUCGCCGCUGCUCCAGCCGGGCCUGGCCGAGCUGAGGCGCCGGGCGCAGGAGGCGGGCGUCCCGCAGACCCCGCAGCCUCUCACAGACGCUUUCCUGCUGCGCUUCCUGCGCGCCCGGGAUUUCGAUCUGGAUCUGGCCUGGCGCUUAAUGAAAAACUACUAUAAAUGGCGAGCAGAAUGCCCAGAAUUAAGUGCAGAUCUACACCCUAGAAGUAUCCUUGGACUUCUGAAGGCUGGCUACCAUGGCGUGCUCAGGUCCCGGGAUCCUACUGGCAGUAGAGUUCUCAUUUACAGAAUUGCAUACUGGGACCCAAAAGUUUUUACAGCCUAUGAUGUAUUUCGUGUAAGUCUGAUCACAUCAGAGCUCAUUGUACAGGAGGUGGAAACUCAACGGAAUGGAGUUAAGGCUAUAUUUGACCUGGAAGGCUGGCAGAUUUCUCAUGCUUUCCAAAUUACCCCAUCUGUAGCCAAGAAGAUUGCUUCUGUACUUACAGAUUCCUUUCCAUUGAAAGUUCGUGGGAUCCAUCUGAUAAAUGAGCCAGUCAUUUUCCAUGCUGUCUUCUCCAUGAUUAAACCAUUUCUGACUGAAAAGAUUAAGGAUCGGAUUCACCUGCACGGGAACAACUAUAAAUCGAGCAUGCUUCAGCACUUCCCAGACAUUCUUCCUCUGGAAUAUGGUGGUGAAGAGUUCUCCAUGGAGGAUAUUUGUCAAGAGUGGACAAAUUUUAUAAUGAAGUCUGAAGAUUAUCUCAGCAGCAUUUCUGAGACCAUCCAAUGAGUAGUUAUUUCCUGCAAAUGACUUCAUUUAAAAUUCAAGGAUGGGAUCCUAUCUGGUUACUAAACUAAAGGGCAAACCUUCUAAACUAAUUGAUGCUUAUUUGAUCUUUAAACAUGCAACAUGGAUAUUUGGGGAAUGUUUUAACUUCUACAAUGUUGUUCCUUUUAAAUGAAUUAAAUGUUAGGAAAGAAGAUAUUCCUGUUUGCACUUGAAGAACAAACAUAGCUACAUGUAAAGCAGCUGUUCCAGUGUAUCUCUGUAUGGUUCAGGAAAUUUUAUCUUAAACAAAACAUUAUGAUCACAUUGUUUAAUACUAGAUUGAUGGCUAUCUACUGGAAAGAAAUGCUGUAUGUAUCAACUGAUGGUGAAACAAUAUUGAUGCUCAGAUAAUGUUGGUGUCAGCUUAUAAAUCAGACUGUCCUGAAUACAACCAGGACAGGGCAGUUCAUCUCAGGUAAAUCCUACUUUAGCAAAUGCACAAUAGAAGCCUUUGAAUGUAAGUCUACACACUAUAAUGUUGCAAUCAGUGAAAUCACUAUGUUUGAUAAAAAUGAUUUAAAACUUAGGAAAUUUUUCUGGGGACAGUAGAGUGGUUUCUCACACUUUUUUGUAUUUUCAAAUAAGAAUUAUGGCUUCUGUUUAUAGACAGGGAAGUAGAGGAAUAUGUCUUUCACAUUGACAUUUAUACUUGAAAACUUAACACAACUACAUAGAUGAAAGGCGUUUACAUUUUAAACCAUCAGCAGUUAUACUCUAGAAUUUUUCAGAUUAUUCUUAAAAUACUUUCAUUCUGAGAUAAUCUACUAUUAUUUCAGAAUAUUCUGAGUCCCACAAUUUAAUUUGAACAGUCAGUAGCCGGGAUGUGCUGUCACUAACACAGUGCAGUUCACGUCUAAGACUUUUCAUUCAUUGAGGAUGUAAUCUUAUCCCACACUCAGCACAGCCUUCGACUUCUGACACAAUGUUUAUACUUAAUGUGUAUAAUUAAUUUUAUUUUAAGCUGGAAAGAACACAAGGUAGAGAACUUAUUGAAUUUGUGUUCAAGUAGUUAGAUUUCUACAUUAAUUACAUAAGAGUAUCUUUGUACAAGGAUUUUUUCAUUACACAAGGGUUUUUUUCUUUAUAAGAAAAUAAGUCUAAUCAGAUAAGCUGAUACUUACGAUUCCCAGUACAUAUACCUCUGACAAAACUGGAAGGAGGUCCAGAUGUUCUUUAGAGAACGUGCUUAAUUUUGACUUAGCAACUAGACGCUACCUUUACUAUUUAAUUUUACUAAAAAAUUUUGCUUUUUUCUUAAAAAAAAAUAGUCUUCUUUACUAAAUUAUGAAAUUUAAAUUGUAUAAAUAAGAAUAAUAAAAAUCAGUUAAGGAAAUAAACAGCAACAAAACACCUCUGGCUUAUCAAACUUUUAAUCAUAGAAGGAAACUCAGAUGUCACUUUAUUUAUAUAUAGCUAUUAAGUCACUUGCCAUGACUCUGAAGGAAUUGUACAUUACAAUAAAGACUAAUGUUUUAAAUGUGUAUAGUAGUGAAGUAAUUAACAGUAAUCUGAAUUUUAAAAUGUCAAUAAAUGGAAGUACAUUCUAUGACAUGGCUUUGGAACUGUUUUUACAGUGAAGCAAUUCUACAGAGAACACUGAUGAGCGUGUUCCAAACACGUGUAAACUGUUGGGAAGGUGCUGGGUGAAUAACUGGAAUUUUCCAUAUGGCUUCACCACACUUGUGCCAGAAACAUACUCUGAAAGUCGAACUCCAUAGGUGCUCACUGUGCUGCUGGAUUUCACAAUAAUUUGCUUUACUAUUGUUAAAAAUAAACAUCUUUCUCAUAAA
This is a messenger RNA of Mus pahari (shrew mouse), 2685 nucleotides long. RefSeq names its product alpha tocopherol transfer protein (gene Ttpa). The record is from RefSeq and is a predicted model, not a curated record. The coding region runs from base 20 to 856 and encodes 278 amino acids. NCBI's taxonomy places the organism in Eukaryota, Metazoa, Chordata, Mammalia, Rodentia, Muridae. Gene Ontology annotation, cellular component: membrane. Gene Ontology annotation, molecular function: phosphatidylinositol bisphosphate binding. The transcript has 5 exons.